Formica exsecta is the source of this 1133-nucleotide messenger RNA. Its product is annotated as cytochrome P450 6k1-like. The transcript is spliced from 5 exons. The annotation marks the transcript as partial. NCBI's taxonomy places the organism in Eukaryota, Metazoa, Arthropoda, Insecta, Hymenoptera, Formicidae. Gene Ontology annotation, molecular function: heme binding; iron ion binding; oxidoreductase activity, acting on paired donors, with incorporation or reduction of molecular oxygen. The record is from RefSeq and is a predicted model, not a curated record.
GAACAAGAUAAUAUAGCUCGGAAGUAUUAUUAAGAAUUGCGUGAGGAUGUGUCCGAUGUUUAGUCUAUCAUUGCAAUGAGUGAAAAUCACAACGAUUCACACGAUAACGUCGGUGUUUGAAAACAUUCUGUUCUACGUAGUUGUUAAAAGCAAAUUGGAUGGUGUUUUACUUUGGUGCCGUACAGAAAAGAUAAAGAGAAUAUUUUUUUAUAAACACAUAUUUUAAAAUGGCAUUCAUUACGGCUUACUGGGGUCUGGAUGGCAUGAUAGCUCUAACGGCUCUCAUCAUAACUGCCUAUCUUUACAUGACUCGCAAAUUCAAUUAUUGGAAGAAACGGAACGUUGUGGAAAUACGGCCGACGCCAUUCUGGGGCAAUUUCAUGGAUUGUGCGCUUUUAAAGAAAUCUCCUGGCUAUUUCAUAAAAGAACUUUACAAUCAAGCAAAGGGAUUACCUUACAUCGGUUUCUACAUUUUAGACAAGCCUUUCUUGUUGCUUCGCGAUCGGGAAAUCGUCAAGAAUAUUUUAGUAAAGGACUUUAAUUAUUUUGCCGAUCGAUAUGGCUCGCCUGAUCCGAAUGAUCGUAUAGGUUAUGCUAAUCUCUUCUUCCUGAAAAAUCCAGCCUGGAAGGUGUUACGAACAAAGUUGACGCCAAUCUUUACAUCUGGCAAACUAAAGAAAAUAUUUGAAUUGCAGAUUGAAUGCGCUACGAAUCUAGACACGUAUUUAGAAUCCUUGAAGGUGGACGGUAUAACAAAAGAGGUAGACAUGAAAGAUAUAGCCGCUAAAUUCACCACAGACAUGAUUGGCUGCACUGCAUAUGGACUCAAUGUAAACUCAUUGAACAAUCCGAACGCUGAAUUCCGAAAGUACGGUAAAAUGAUUUUCGAUUUUGGCUAUAUCCGGGGUUUUGAGAUGCUUGCGGUGUUUUUUCUCCCAUAUAUAACUCGUUUGGCCCAUUUAAAAGUAUUCGGCAAAGAUCCCAGUACUUUCUUACGCAAAGCCUUCUGGGAGACGAUGACUCAACGCAUGGAGUAUGGCAUAAAGAGGAACGAUCUCAUAGAUAUUCUUAUCGAACUAAAGAAAAAUUACGGUCAGCAGGAUAUGGGAGGAUUCAAAUUUGAUGAUGACGAU